Messenger RNA from Symbiodinium sp. CCMP2592, 1458 nucleotides. The record is from the annotation of a GenBank genome assembly. Lineage: Eukaryota; Dinophyceae; Suessiales; Symbiodiniaceae.
AUGCUCACCGGCGCCGCCUUUCGUGUGCUCGACCGGGCAAACAUGGACUUCCUAGAUGCUGCCUGCUCGGGUCACAAGAAGCUGUUGCUGCUUCGUUUUCAAGCGGAUGUGAAUCAGUGGAACCACAUAGAUUUGAUGCCGCUCAUGCAAGCAUGUCGCUGCGCACAUGCUCGGAUAGCGAGUGUGCUGCUGGCCGCGAAAGCGAACGUCAAUUCUUGGAGCAGUGCGGGCGUCACUCCUCUGAUGUUCGCUGUGGGCGAAGACAGUGAGGACGGCCUGGCUCGGCUGGACACCGUGAAUGCCUUGCUUCUCGCUGGCGCCUACUUGGACUGCUAUGAUGAUCUUGGACAGACCCCGCUUAUGCACGCUUCAAAAAGGCGCGACCUUGAAACGGCGCGGCUGCUGCUGUGCUCUCGUGCAAGUGUGAACGUGCGAGAUUAUUGUGGCGAUUCCGCACUGACGAAGGCGCAGUACUUUGGCAACAGGGAAGACACGGAGUUGCAGCUCUUACAGUUGACCAUGUCCGAGCUGUCGCAUUUGGGCUGCACGCGCCUUCAAGCGGCAGAAGACCUUCUGGACGCGGCGGUGAUGAACCGGGUCGAGGCCACGCGCCAGCUGCUGCGAGCUCGAGCCCCCUUGCACUGGAUUCACGAGAGAUACUGCUGUCGGACGGCGCUGAUGCUGGCUUGUUACCACGGCGCGACCGAGACUGCGGGCCUGCUUCUUGAUGCGCGUGCGUGGAUAGAUCAAUGGGCCGAUGCCAGAGUGGACCUUUGGACAGAUGCUGGGAUGACCGCGCUGAUGCACGCGUCCGGUCUGGGUCGCCUGGAAAUUGUGGGCGAUCUCCUUCGGGCGCGAGCGGAUGUCAACUGCUGGAACACACGAGGGUUCACUGCUCUAAUGAUCGCUUCCUCCAGGGGACAUGUGGACAUCGCACGUCGAUUGCUGGUCGCCACUGCCGACGUGCACGCGGUCGACUGCGACGGCCGGAGCUCGUUGAUGUUGGUAUGCGGAAGAGGUCGCCAGGAGACGUCUUGCUUGCGGCCGAUGGCAGGGGAACACUUCGAAAUGCAGCGGCUCCCUGAAAUCUCUGUCACGAGGCCUCUUUGCGACACGGGUCAUUUGGACGUGUUCCACGCGCUGCUCGAAGGUAGGGCGGAUGCGGAUCGACGAGAUGGUCGGCAUGGUUACACUGCUUUGAUGUACGCCACAAUGUACGGGGACUGGGAGCUCGUGCAGCAAUUGCUUGGAGCCCAUGCUGCGGUGGACAUGCGUUGUUACACUGGUGAGACGGCACUGAUGCAGGCGUGCGCCAAUGGAAACAGGCUGAUCGUGCGAUGUCUUUUGGAAGCAGCCGCUGACGCGAACCGUCGCGAUUGCGACGGCUUCCAAGCAUCGUAUGUUGCUCGCGUCUUUGGUCACGUAGGCCUCGAUGACAUCCUGCGAGGGCAUCGUUAG